AAAAGUGGGCAUAAUUCCCCUGGAAUAUCUAUCUAGUACUUUACACAUCCAUAGCUGUCAAACUGUUUUACAAAGGUUGAUAAGUAUCAAUACCCCCCACCCCAUUUUACAUAGAUGGAAACUAAGGCAAAGAGGUCACCCAGUAGUCAAUUGGCAGAUCCUGUAAGAGCUCAGAUCAGUUCCCAGUCUAGAGCCUUAUCCAGUGGUCAAUCCUGCCUCUCCACUGAAGUCAGUAUUAGCAAUGCCUACAGCGUUGACUUUGAACCUGAGAACCCAAACGACGCGUGAACACUCCAAAGUCCAAGAAGUAUGAUCUCCAAUCCUUAUGUCUGUCAUGGAAAGCGAGUGUGGCAGCUGCAGGUCAUUGUGUUCAGGAGUGCAAGAUGUUUGAUUAGUUUUGUUUUAAAAUUGACUUUUUCAGUACAGUGCUGGGAGAGUAUCUCAAAUAAAAUAAUGAUGGCUACCCCCAGGAUCUGGAUGGAAAUUUUGCCGAAGCACUCACUACAAAAUCGGAUGCAGCCAACUGGAGGGAUGGAAGAAAGGAAGAGUUUUUAACUGAUCCUAAUGACAGAAUCAGUUCAAUGUGGAAAGUGGAAAAGACCCUGUUUUUUUCCAAACUCUCCUUCAUCUAAUCACUGACACCCAUAACUCUGGAGAGUGGAGAUCAUCAACCAUAUUAGCAAGAGAUAAAACAAGCUUGCCAGAUCACCCAGGAAUAAAUCAUCUGCAAUGUGAUAGGUUGGCAGAAAAUUCACCUCCUUUGUUCAAAAACGAAAGCCUGUAUAGAGCUAAGCCUGGCAGCAACUUAGAUCUGUCAGUUCCAGAAGAGGACUAAAGAGAUUUGGGCAAAUUAAAACUCUGACAGCAUAAGAAGUUAUAACAACAAAAAAUAGUCUCUAACAGGGGCAUGUGAGAAAUUACUUCCAAAGGCUCCUGUAGAGCAGUUUGCUUAACCAAGAGGAGUGAAGGUCUCAUAACCAACACAACUGUGCUUUCUCUACAGAACUCUGGUCAGAAUUCACUUUCAGGUGUAAAUUCCCUUUCUGGAUUUUCUUCAUGAAAUGGGUGAAGGAAGGCAACAUUUUAACGGUGAAUAGAGAAAAUGGACAAAACCUGAGAGUGAGCAAUGACUGAGAUUUAUUUUAAAUACCGUGGAAAUCUUACUGGCCGUGUCCACUUGCCAACCCUGUCUACAGAAGUAAACACAACAGCAGAUAAAUAUGCCAACCUGUACAUGUAUGUUGGCUUGUUCCUAACGCUCCUGGCCAUCCUUCUCAUACUGCUCUUCACCAUGCUCUUGCGCUUAAAGCACGUGAUCUCCCCAAUCACCACCUCUCCAGAAAGCACAGAAAAUGUUCAGCAGUUUACGGAUGUAGAAAUGCACAGCAGGAUUCCUAGCAUUCAAUGAGACAGAAGCAAGAGGAAGGAGGAAGGAAUUGCAUGGUUCACAAAGCACCUUUUGUUUGGCAAAAUAUGCAUGUGCUUUGUGGGGAGGAGAACCCCCACCUGCCCACUCUGCUCUGCAAUGUACUGCACCUGAUAGGGCAGAAUCAUUUGACUCAUUUGUGAAUUGACAGUCAUAAGAUAUCCAGUAGGCUUAGGACACUCCUGCCCCCUGAAGACUGCAAGCAACAUGUGUUGAGAAGUUUGGUUUCUAGGAGAAUAUAGAGCACACGUCCUAAAUAAAAUCUAGACCACAGAAGUCCCGUUGCUCUCAGGAGAGACUCAGCUCCUCCUGAAAAGAUUUAAUGCAAAUGAUAAAAACUACUAUAAUGACAGCCAAAAAACCAAAAACUUACAAGAAUAUUUUCUGAAAGAUGUAUUUGCUGAGUUAUCUUCCCCUCUAUUGCUAGAGGAGAGUCCUCGCCUGAUAAGAGACUUGAACUCAAAGUUAAUUUGUGGCGCAGGCUCAAAGAGCCCACAGGGCACAUAUGAAAAAUGAAUAGUGGUGUGAAAAUCCCCAGACAUCCAUCCCAUUCAAGAAGGAAAAUCUUAAAUGGUGUUUUUUUCCACUUGGAAUAGCACAUUUGCAAAAUGCAAUUUUGGAAAUAGAGACAUGUUCCUGCUAUAAGGCCAAUGUGCAUCAUAUACUGGGGCUAUUACUUUCAGACAUUAAGAAUCAAACAAACAGUGAAUAGUGCAUUCCAAUUAUCAGAAGGAGGCAGUUCAUUCAGAAUGAAAGAAAAUAAAAGGUAAAGGUAUGUGCAUGAAACAAGCAGCGUGAGUCAUAUUCAGAAGAGACACUGCCUCUGGGUCCCUGCCCUUCCUUCGCAGGAAUUGCAUUCCCUAAAACUAGGUUCAUUUCUUUCAGCUUUCCCAAUGCCACUCUGUAAUUCAAAUACUAUUUAAUGUUACUGAAUUAAGUGGACAUUGCUAACAGUGAUAAGGUUGUUCUGAAUUUGGACCUCUCUCUCGUCUCCAUGUAGUUUCCCCCCAGAAAACGCCAAAACUCCCAAUACUUUUCUCCCAAGGAUACGGGGACAGGGGAGAAGGUGAAGGGAAGAGAAUGCCAAGACCCGACACUGCAAUAAUAAAUCAGCAUACACAGCUCUGUACUCUGGAGUUAUCCUAAAUGACCAACUAGUGUGCUUACAAAAUUAAAGGAAAAUAUGAGCA
Molecule: messenger RNA, 2616 nt
Organism: Chrysemys picta bellii (western painted turtle)
Lineage: Eukaryota; Metazoa; Chordata; Testudines; Emydidae
Gene: SERTM2
Product: serine rich and transmembrane domain containing 2
Cellular component (GO): intracellular membrane-bounded organelle
Source: RefSeq, a predicted model, not a curated record